CCCUUUUCGGCUGACACAGCGCAGCGAUGAUGCAGGCAGUGUUCGUGCGAUAAGGGAGGGGUUGGUCACUGGAAAGGGUACUCCGGCAUAAAUAGCAUGCAAUGGAGGACGCCCUUCCACGACCAUUAGGCGCCUUCCCUCACCGUCUCGCACGUCGCCGUUGGCACCCCACGUACAGAAGAACGGGCUCAUCCAACCACCAGCCCCCAUGUCGGAAAAGUCAUCCAGCAAGGAGGACAGCGCGGCCAGCGCCGCUGAGCUUGGGCAUGUCGAGCUCAACCUCAAGAAUGCCAUCACCGACCACAAGCUCAACGACCCCAACAUGGACCCGGAGCUGAUUGCACAGGCGGAGCAGGCGCUCGCCGUCGGUGACGUCAAGGCCGAGCUCCGCCUGGAAGACGUGCUGGAGGACGACUCGAUCUACCCGGAAGUCCGGGCCGCCGUCAGCAACGUCGACGACCCGGACAUGCCGGUCAGCACGUUCCGUGCAUGGUUCCUAGGCAUCCUGGCAUCCAUCAUCCUCUCGGGUGUUAACCAAUUCUUCAUCUUCCGAUACCCAUAUGUUACCAUCACACCACUCGUCGCACUCCUCCUUGCAUUCCCCCUCGGCAAAGCCAUGGCACUCCUGCCGAACCGCGGCGCCAUCGGCCGCUUCUUGAACCCGGGCCCUUUCAAUAUUAAAGAGCACUCUCUAAUCGUCAUCAUGGCUUCCGUCUCGUACGGCUCCGCUUACGCCACCGACGUCGUCACGACCCAGCGAUUCUUCUACGAUCAGCAAUGGAGCCUUGGCUACCAGCUCCUGCUCUUCCUCUCCACCCAGCUCAUCGGUUUCUCAUUCGCAGGCUUCUGUCGUCGCUGGCUCGUAUGGCCCGCAUCCAUGAUCUGGCCCUCGACGCUGCCGCAGACAGCGCUCAUGAGCACACUGCACCACGUCCAGCAGUCCGAGUCUGGUCGCAUGUCGCGUGAGCGCUUCUUCACUUAUGCAUUUGUUGGCGCCUUCUGCUAUUACUUCCUCCCUGGCUACCUGUUCACUGCGCUCUCCGCAUUCAGCUGGCCUACCUGGAUUGCUCCGAGCAAUCACAAGAGUGGUCUCGGUCUCUCCUUCAUCUCGCUCGACUGGGCACAGAUUACCUCUGCUCUGCUAUCGCCGCUCACGACCCCCUUCUACGCAGAAGCCAAUGUCAUCGGUGGUUUCGCGGUCUUCUUCGUCUUCCUCGGCCCCAUUCUUUACUACAACAACGUCAAGUACGCGUCAUAUCUGCCCUUUGCCUCGACACGCACUUUUGACCGCUUCGGACAAGUAUAUCAGCAGAAGCUUAUCCUUAACGCCGACAAGCUGCUCGACAUUGACUUGUACAAUAACUACUCGAAGCAGUACCUCCCCAUCGGCUUUGCGAUCUCCUACGGUCUCUCGUUUGCCUCGGUCACGUGCAUUCUCGUCCAUGUCGCCCUCUUCUAUGGCAAGGACAUCGUCAAGCAGUUUAAGAGCACGCUAAAGGACGAGCCCGACAUCCACGCCCGCCUCAUGUCGCGCUACAAGGAGGUUCCCAGCUGGUGGUAUGGCAUUCUCUUCCUCAUCUCCUUCGGAAUCUCGGUCGGCACGGUGCAGGGCUACCCGACUACGCUGCCAGUCUGGGCUCUGAUCCUUGCUCUCCUCAUCGCUGCCGUUUACAUUCUGCCGAUCGGUAUCGUGCAGGCUAUUACCAAUCAGCAGGUCGGUCUCAACGUCAUUACCGAGUUCAUCGUCGGCUACAUGCUUCCGGGCCGCCCGCUCGCCAUGAUGCUGUUCAAGGUCUAUGGUUAUAUUGCCAUGGUCCAGGGUCUUUCCUUCGUCAGCGAUCUCAAGUUCGGCCACUACAUGAAGAUCCCGCCACGCCUGAUGUUCUGGUCGCAGAUCAUCUCCACUAUCAUCGCCUGCUUCGUCCAGGUCGGCGUGAGCAACUUCGUCUACACGAACAUCAAUGAUGUAUGCACGCCCAAGCAGCCGCAGGACUUCAAGUGCAGCGUCCAACUCACCUUCGCCACUGCCUCGGUCAUUUGGGGUCUCAUCGGUCCAGCGCGCAGCUUCUCUGUCGGACAGGAGUAUGCUAGCUUCCUGCACUUCUUCUGGAUCGGCGCCGUCGCUCCCAUCCCCUUCUGGUACCUUGCCAAGAAGUUCCCACGCUCGUUCUUCCGCUAUGUUAACACCCCCGUCAUCAGCGUCGGUACUGGCCAGUUCCCGCCUGCGACGGGUAUCAACUUCACCAGUUGGUUCCUCGUCGGCUUCAUCUUCCAGUACUGGGUCCGCAGGCGCUCGUUCGGCUGGUGGGCAAGCUUCAACUACGUCCUCUCCGCCGCGCUCGACUCGGGUACGGCCAUCAGUGGAAUCGUUAUCUUCUUCGCGCUCAGCUACCCUUCCACGUACGCUCUGCAAGAUGGCAACAAGGUCCUCCAGUGGUGGGGCAACGCCGGCACGCCGACCAUCACGCUCGACGCGAACUCUACGUCUUACUUAACCGUGCCCGACCAAGGAUUCGCGCCUGCGCCAAACGGACAAUGGGGUACCUUGGGGGCACCUUCAGCGUCCUAG
This is a messenger RNA of Tilletiaria anomala UBC 951, 2569 nucleotides long. Its product is annotated as putative isp4-oligopeptide transporter. Bases 209 to 2569 code for a protein of 786 amino acids. The transcript has 4 exons. Gene Ontology annotation, biological process: transmembrane transport. NCBI's taxonomy places the organism in Eukaryota, Fungi, Basidiomycota, Exobasidiomycetes, Georgefischeriales, Tilletiariaceae. Gene Ontology annotation, molecular function: oligopeptide transmembrane transporter activity. The record is from RefSeq and is a predicted model, not a curated record.